UGGACCAAAUCGGAUGGGGACGGUUUGUGUAAGGCGAGCAGCAGCUGGCGUCCAGGGUCGCUGUCCCUGCCCUUCUUCGCCUCCUUUCGCUGUAUGCGGGAAGGGUGGAGGGAGCAGAAAAUAACCUGUCAUCCCUGAAAGGGAUUUCCUUCGGCAGCAGUAUGCGCUGCGUGCGUCCGACGGUGCCUGGCUGCCUCUUUGUUGAGCACUUUUUCACGACCGGAGGCUCUGAACGAGAUUCUAUAGGUGGCUCGUUUCCAGCUUCCUCUCACCGAUGCCACCACAAGCAGAAGCACUGUCUCCCUAUCCCACAGUGUGGAGCUCUGUCCAUCAGCCCUCUGCUUUUCCAUCCCCACACGAAGGGAUCCCAGAUCAUCAUGGACACGACACAGAAGGCAGUGAAGCGCCAGGCUAGCUUCUGCAAUGCCAUUACCUUCAGCAACAGGCCCAUCGUUAUUUAUGAACAAGUCAGGCUUAAGAUCACUAAAAAGCAAUGUUGCUGGAGUGGGGCUCUUCGACUUGGCUUUACUUCCAAGGAUCCAUCCAGGAUUAACCCUGACACCCUGCCAAAGUAUGCAUGCCCCGACUUGGUUUCCCAAAGUGGCUUCUGGGCCAAGGCUCUGCCAGAAGAGUUUGCGAACGAAGGAAACAUCAUAGCGUUCUGGGUGGACAAGAAGGGACGGGUUUUCUAUCGGGUGAACGACUCUGCUGCGAUGCUGUUCUUCAGCGGGGUGAGGACCGCAGAACCCCUCUGGGCUUUGAUUGACGUCUACGGACUCACCCGUGGCGUGCAGCUCUUAGAUAGCGAAAUCAUUCCUCCCGACUGCCUGCGGCCCCGGUCCUUCACUGCCAUCCGCCGGCCCUCGCUGCGACGGGAGACAGAGGACACGCGCCUCUCCGUCAGCCUCUGUGACCUCAACCUGCAGGAGGAGACCUUCCACGUGAUGGCCACCACGUGCCCCAUCCCGCAGAACUCCCUCAACUCCCAGCACUCCCACCUCCUCCCCUCCCAGCUCGAGAGCGACCUCCGCUUCCACCAGCUCAGGGGAGCCCACAUUAAAAUUCUGGAUGACCAAACUGUGGCCCGGCUGGAGCAUGCCCGGGAAGAGAGGACUUUGGUUUUCACCAGCAGACCCCUUAGAAUCAAUGAAACCAUUUUUGUCAAAAUUAACAAGUCCAACGCCGCGCGCACCGGGACGCUGUCCUACGGGGUAACGUCCUGUGACCCCAGCAGCCUGCGGCCCAGCGACCUUCCCUAUAACCCUGAGUCUUUGGUCGACCGGAAGGAGUUCUGGGCCGUCUGCCGAGUCCUGGUGCCCCUCCAGAGUGGAGACAUCUUGGGAUUUAUGGUGAAUUCGGAUGGCGAGCUGCACUUGAGUCACAACGGUGCCAGCACCGGCAUGCAGGUCUGCGUGGACUGUUCCCAGCCCCUCUGGAUGUUCUUUGGUUUACACGGCGCAGUCAUGCAGAUUCGCGUGUUAGGUUCCACCAUAUUAGCUGAGCGGCUGGGGCUGUCUACACCAAGCUCACCCACAUCAGCACCAAAUUCGCCUACCGUCCUCUGCAGUGGUGUCUCUGACCCCAUAUUGUCUACAUGUGGCUCUGGCCCACUCUGCAGCUCCAUCAGUGGCACAGCGCCCAACUCUCCAGUCAGCUUGCCUGAGUCACCCAUCUCUCCGUCCGUCUCAGGGCCCUGGGGAGAUGAAUGCACCAUCUGCUAUGAGAACAUGGUAGACACAGUCAUUUACUCCUGUGGACACAUGUGUCUCUGCUACUCAUGCGGGCUGAAGCUCAAGAAGAUGGCCAAUGCUUGCUGCCCCAUUUGCAGACGGGCCAUCAAAGACAUCAUAAAAACCUACCGCAGCACUUAGAGCAACAGCAGAUGCUGGUGCAGGACCGGGGAGGCGGGGAGAAGGCUGUGAAAUAACACAGGUCCUGGUCUCUAUUCAGCACCUGGGCGAUUCAACAGCCACCACCACCCACCGCUCCGAUCCCCUCUUCGACAGACAACAGUCGAGACCAGCUUAGCAGCUGCUUUUCUGCCCUCCGAGCAAGCCCUGGGGCUGAACUCCUGUGCGUCAGGGAAGUCAUCACGGACUGCUCUCCCCCUUGGAUUUUAAACUUUAUCUCAAAAAAAACAAAAAAACAAAAAACCAAAAAAAACCAGCUGGAGCAAUCGUCCCUUUUCUACACCAUGCGCAGAGGCAGGGAGGCUUCAGUGCUUGGCAGGGACACUAAGCGGGAAGCGGUGCGACGCGGCACGUCUGCUGCCGAAGAGCCGCAGCGUGCAGAGGGCAGCUGAGCAGAAGAGGAGAAACAAGCAACACGUUUCCGCGUGCAACUCGCCCGAUGGUAGGAAGCCCCCUGAAAGGCCGGAGCGAGGCGAGCUUUCAACCGGGGUGAAAAACGCAGCGAAGCUGUGCAAAGCAAAAGGACUGGGGCAGGUACAGGCGAGAAGCUAGAAAUCAAACAGCCCAAAUCCCUCCUGCGGUCGAGCAGCCCUCAGCGAUGGCUCCCGGGCUGCCCCCAGCCCCUCCUUCCCCCAAUUGCCUGACUAGCAACCCUUCUCCCCACC
Messenger RNA from Struthio camelus australis, 2575 nucleotides. The record is from RefSeq and is a predicted model, not a curated record. Lineage: Eukaryota; Metazoa; Chordata; Aves; Struthioniformes; Struthionidae.